Molecule: messenger RNA, 1251 nt
Organism: Penicillium subrubescens
Lineage: Eukaryota; Fungi; Ascomycota; Eurotiomycetes; Eurotiales; Aspergillaceae
Gene: alg3
Product: dolichyl-P-Man:Man(5)GlcNAc(2)-PP-dolichol alpha-1,3-mannosyltransferase
Exons: 3
Coding region: 1-1251 (416 amino acids)
Cellular component (GO): endoplasmic reticulum
Molecular function (GO): dol-P-Man:Man(5)GlcNAc(2)-PP-Dol alpha-1,3-mannosyltransferase activity
Source: RefSeq, a predicted model, not a curated record
AUGUCCAAUCCUUGGAUCAAAUUUGUACACACCGCGCUAACUCAUCCAAAGCAUACGCCAUGGAUUGUAGCCUUGCUCAUCUUGGGUGAUGCAGCUCUCUGCGCACUAGUGAUAUGGAAGAUCUCCUACACCGAAAUUGACUGGUCAACCUAUAUGCAGCAAGUCUCACUCUACAUAUCUGGUGAACGUGAUUACACUGCAAUCAAGGGCUCGACUGGACCUCUGGUCUACCCCGCCGCUCACGUCUACAUCUACACGCUGCUCCACAACCUGACCGAUGGAGGACGCGAUAUCCUCCUCGGGCAAAUCUUCUUUGCGGGUUUUUACCUGGCCACUUUGAUUGUUGUCAUUGCCUGUUACAGACAGGUUGAGGUCCCUCCUUACCUUUAUCCACUACUGGUUCUAUCCAAGCGGCUUCAUAGCAUCUAUAUGCUGCGCAUGUUCAAUGAUGGCAUUGCCGCGCUCGCUAUGUGGGUGGCUAUUUACUUGUGUAUGAAGCAGAAAUGGACCGCUGGUAUCGCGGUCUGGUCUCUGGGUGUGGGUGUCAAAAUGACAUUGGCCCUGCUGGUACCAGGGAUUGCUAUUAUCACGCUGCUGAGCCUGGGUCUGGUACAAAGCAUUGUUCUUGGGGCCAUGGCAGUCCUGAUUCAGGUGUUACUUGCAAUUCCAUUCCUCCAGGAAAACCCAGUGGGCUACCUAUCCAAAGCCUUCGAACUAUCCCGGCAAUUCAUGUUUAAAUGGACCGUUAAUUGGCGAUUCGUGGGCGAGGAGACAUUCCUCUCAAGAGAAUUCUCAUUGGGUUUGCUAGUAUUGCACCUUUCAUUGCUGGCUAUCUUCUCAACUGUGUGGGUGAAGCCAUCCGGAAUCAACGUGGUCCGCUUCCUCCAGGACAGCAUCCGAGGCUGCCAGCCACCAGUGGCACUCUCGAGGUCAUUCAUAAUGACUGUGUUGUUGAGCUCGCUAGCCAUUGGCUUGCUGUGCGCUAGGUCAUUGCAUUACCAGUUCUUCGCAUAUCUGGCAUGGGCCACCCCGUUCCUCCUGUGGCGGGCAGGCCUCCAUCCGAUUCUGAUCUAUACCGCGUGGGCGCUGCAGGAGUGGGCUUGGAACGUCUACCCCAGCACCGAUGCUAGUUCCACGGUCGUGGUCUUGUCCCUCGCCCUGCAGGUAUUUGGUGUGCUCAUCAACGGGCUGGGCGAGGUAGGAAGCAAGCGCGGUGGAGCUGAGAGCCGAAGGAAGGCGGGUACUCGAUAA